Durio zibethinus is the source of this 1572-nucleotide messenger RNA. NCBI's taxonomy places the organism in Eukaryota, Viridiplantae, Streptophyta, Magnoliopsida, Malvales, Malvaceae. The record is from RefSeq and is a predicted model, not a curated record.
AAAUGAAACAUAUAUCAUCUUGUUAGUAUCUCUUGUGACCUUAAAAUGCUCUACUUACUGGGAAUUAAACAAUUUCUCGUAAAACAAACUCUAUUGCUUUCUAUAUUACCAUUGUUAUUAGGGUUUAAUUUUAAUAACCAAUUUUCACUCUUCAACAAACUGCUUUCUUCUCUCCAUUUAAAAAAAAAAAUUGUAUCUAAUUUUUAGGGUUAGGGUUUUAGGGUAUUUGGUAAGUUCUAGAAGAUAUAGGGGGCGGUUUUAGUUGAGUGAUGGUGUAGCAAUGGAUACGGUGAACCAGCGGAGAUUGCUAGCGAGACCGUGUGGAUAUGAAGAUGAUGAUGCAGGAUUUGAGCGGAAACACAUUAACGGAGCUCACGAGGUGGUCAUGAAUGGAGUAAUGAGUUCAGUAAACCAUGGCAAUGGAGUUGGAGGAGGAGGCUUUGUUCAAGCGACUCGAACCAGUGAACUCACCAUCGCUUUCGAGGGUGAGGUCUAUGUCUUCCCCGCAGUUACUUCGGAAAAGGUGCAAGCAGUGUUAUUACUACUGGGAGGACAUGAUGCAUCAAUUAAUGUGCCCAGCUCCGAGUUCCUACUACAAGAAAAGGUCAAGGCUGUGGGUGAUUCCUCACGAGGCUCAAAGCUUUCACGAAGAAUUGCAUCCCUAGUAAGAUUUCGUGAAAAGCGGAAAGAGAGAUGCUUUGAAAAGAAAAUACGUUAUACUUGCCGAAAAGAGGUCGCGCAGAGGAUGCACCGUAAGAAUGGACAGUUUGCAUCAUUGAAGGAGUGCUACAACUCAGCUGAUGGAAGCUGGGAUCAAAGUGAUAACACUCCGGAAUCUGCUUUGGGUAGUUGUCAACAUUGUGGGAUCAGUGAGAAGUUAACUCCAGCAAUGCGUAGGGGGCCAGCUGGUCCCAGAACACUUUGCAAUGCCUGUGGCCUUAUGUGGGCAAACAAGGGAACACUGAGAGAUCUUAGAAAAGGAGGGAGGAAUGCUCACUUUGAUUCAAAUGAACUGGAAACUCCAGCUGAUAUUAAGCCUUCAACCAUGGAACCAGAAAAUUCUUUUGCCAACGAGGAUGAGCAGGGAAGCCCAGAAGAGACCAAACCUGUACCUUGGGAUCAUGAAAAUCACUUGAUAAGAUCAAACGAACAGGAAUUUGCAGAAAAUUCACAUCCUUUUCCCGUCCAAGUGGAGAAUUCCUCAGUCAACCUUGAUGAUGAGGACAUGCAGGAAACAUUGGAAGAGCUUGCCGACGCUUCUGGGUCAGAUUUUGAGAUUCCUUCACAUUUUGAUGAGCAGGUUGACAUUGAUGAUAACAACGUUGGGACCGCAUGGCCUGAGGCUUAAGAUCUGGCAAUGUGCAUAUGACGUUCAAUCCUUCCAGAUGCAGGUUUUUUUUUUUUUUUUUGUGACAUGUUUGAUCAGGCAGAGCUGGUUUUGACUAACAAUAGAUUUCCGGAGAUGUGCCGUUUAUGGACACAGGAUUCCCCUGUAUGUGAGUUGCUAGACUUAACGCAGGCAUUUUGUUAUUUUAUGUAAUGUGAAUAAUAUGUUGUGCCUUAUUUCACCUU